AUGUGGGAUCAGACCAAAGCCAUGGGCAGGAAGGAACCCUCCAGGGAAAACAUCCUCAAGGAAAGUGGACAUGGAGCAUCUGUCAAAACAACACCUCGUAAGAAGUACCAAAAGAGAGCCACGGCAGCCAGAGUACGUGCCUGGGAUGCUUCUUCUGGACGUGUACUCAGUCCAGUCCAGCCGUACAGCGGAGUCUUCAAGGCUCUUCAGCAACGGAAGGCUGAGCUCGCUAGCGUGUCCAAGUCCCCUGACGUUGUUGCCAUAAGCCCCAGUGAAUACCAUGGACACCCUCAGCAGCCUGGCUCAGGGUUUGACACACCAGAAUGUUUCAUGAGUUCAUCCCUCAGGUAUCAGCUGGUGGAACGACUGAAUUCCGAUAUCGUCUAUGUCACUGACUUCACCCAAGAAUCGGACGAAGAGGUCAUUGAUCUGUUGGGGCUGGACAGUACAGAUCAUGAUGCACGCCAAUCAGACAGUGUGGUACCAACACCAAGCCUAGAUCGCAACCCGUUGGAAGACUCCAGUCCAACCUGCCUCCGAGAUGUGAGCAUCCCACCCCCUACAGGCACCAUCUCACCCCCGUCCCUUGCCCGACAUAGCAGCAUGGGAUACGAUGAAUCACCUGAACUCUUCAAGGGAUUCAGAUCGCUCUGGCUGAAAGAUACAAAGACAGAGAGCUGCAUUGUUGUGGACCCUGGACCUGAUAUCGAGACAUACCAACCCAAUGAGGAUAGUUUCUCAGGCUACACUCGCCAGAUGAGACGUGACCUGGAAAAUACCGAACUGAUGGAGCAAGAGGAAGAUCUCUUUGAAGCUGACCUGGGCGACAUGCGGCACCUGGACCCCGCUCUCCAGCUCCCGUCAUCGUCCCUUGACAGCCAAGACUACAUCGUCCUCCUUCGCAGGGAUGAGAUUGACGAACUGGACAGUAUCAGUGUGGUCAGUGACACCGAGGACAACCGGGCUAGUCCUCGCUUCAAGAAGAAGUCUGUGAAACCUGCAGAGGUAGCGGCCGACGGGUUGAUCACUCCAGCUUUGGCAUCUUUUGCGACCUCGGCACUCAGCAUGAAACACACAAGGCCUACGAACCUGAGGCCGCAGAGGAAGAGGAGGAAAAACAUACGACUCAAUCUGCCAAAAGCUCCAAGGAAUUCUGGUGAAGACGAGGAUGACCUUAACAUUUGGAAGUUCACGCAGGCUGCACUGAAUGAGAAAGACGUCUUGGGAUUUCUUCCUACUGACACCUCUUAUGCGUUUAUUACAAACAACUACUAG
Molecule: messenger RNA, 1275 nt
Organism: Lytechinus variegatus (green sea urchin)
Lineage: Eukaryota; Metazoa; Echinodermata; Echinoidea; Temnopleuroida; Toxopneustidae
Exons: 6
Coding region: 1-1275 (424 amino acids)
Source: RefSeq, a predicted model, not a curated record